This is a messenger RNA of Plasmodium yoelii, 453 nucleotides long. RefSeq names its product mago-binding protein, putative. The transcript is spliced from 2 exons. NCBI's taxonomy places the organism in Eukaryota, Apicomplexa, Aconoidasida, Haemosporida, Plasmodiidae. Gene Ontology annotation, biological process: exon-exon junction complex disassembly. Gene Ontology annotation, molecular function: RNA binding. The record is from RefSeq and is a predicted model, not a curated record. Gene Ontology annotation, cellular component: cytoplasm; exon-exon junction complex. The coding region runs from base 1 to 453 and encodes 150 amino acids.
AUGGCGGAAAAGAAAUUAGAAAAUAAAUCGUUCAACUCCUUUGAUGAUAAUGAAUAUGGAAAUUAUAUAAAGGAAGUAGUAACACCAUUAGGUGAUGUAUAUAUAAUAAAUGAAAAGACAAAUGAGAAAUUUAUCAAAGGAACCCAACGUCGUGAUGGUACAUUUAGAAAAAGUAUUCGCGUUAGAACGGAUUAUAUGCCUCAAGAAGAAAAUUGUGCAUAUAAAGUUAAGGCUAAAUUGGCGGAAGAAAGAAAUCAGAAUAAUAAUAAGAUAUUUCCCAGUAUUAGUACUAGAAACGAAGGGAUAAAAAUAAAUAAUGUUGCAAAUAAAAUUGGUGAAAAAAAAAUACCUGGGUGGAAUCCUGUUGAGGAUAAUGUAAACAACAGUGCUAAUAAUUUAAAAAAAAAAAAGAAAAAAAAAAAUAUUAAAAAUCAUGAAAAUGGACCAAAUUGA